AAAAAAAAAAGAGAAAGUGUUUUUGACUCUAAAAUAGUUUUUUUCUCAUUGUGAGUUUUUUCCAGCAGAUUAUCUUCAGAAAAAAAGUCCUUUUUUUCUAAGCUUAAUAAAGGAUACUCACACUAGAUUAAAAAAAAAAAGUGUUUCAAAAGUCCACUGAGCCUGUAGUAAGUGGGGAAAGCGGUUGUGUGAUUAGGUAAGAGAUAUUAAAAUAUUUCAGUUGGAACGUGGAAUAUAUACAGGUUAGAUUAAGAAUUAUAUUUAGGACUUCCCUGGUGGCACAGUGGUUAAGAAUCCGCCUGCCAAUGGAGGGGACACGGGUUCGAGCCCUGCUCCAGGAAGAUCCCACGUGCCGUGGAGCAACUAAGCCUGUGCGCCACAACUACUGAGCCUGCGCUCUAGAGCCCGCAAGCCACAACUACUGAGCCCGCGCGCCUAGAGCCGGUGCUCCACAAGAGAAGCCACCUCAGUGAGAAGCCCGCGCAGCGCAACGAAGAGUAGCCCCCGCUCGCCGCAACUAGAGAAAGCCCGUGUGCAGCAACGAAGACCCAACACAGCCAUAAAUAAAUUUAUAAGAAUUUUAUUUAAUUCAACUUUCAAGCAUUUGAGUUACUCCAGAGGAUCCACAGAACAUAGGAUGUUGCCACAAAAUCUACCUCGUGUGUUAUUCUCUUUCACUCAUGAGUUGAACAACAGUUACAAAUUUGAGCAAGGUAUCUGCAGACUGUGUUGAAAAACUCUGAAGAACGUAAUUAACACAGGAUGACCUGCUAGUGAUUCUAAGCCUAAAAAGAUACUGCUCGUUAGUGAAUGUGUCAAUCUUGGUUCUGAAUGCUGCAGAUAACAGCAAGCAGAGUUUCUCCUUUCUUUAUUUCUGAAGCAUUCACUUGACCUUCCAUCAGUAAGACUGACUUUUCUAAUCUGUUCCUGGAUAUAUUAAUGGAAUACAGUCAUGUCUACUCAAGACGAGAAGCAGAUCAAUACUGAAUAUGCUGUGUCCUUGCUGGAACAGUUAAAACUGUUUUAUGAACAGCAGUUGUUUACGGACAUAGUGUUAAUUGUCGAGGGCACUGAAUUCCCUUGUCAUAAGAUGGUUCUUGCAACAUGUAGUUCUUAUUUUAGGGCCAUGUUCAUGAGUGGACUAAGUGAAAGCAAACAGACACACAUACACCUGAGGAAUGUGGAUUCAGCCACCUUACAGAUAAUAAUAACGUACGCAUACACGGGUAACCUGGCAAUAAAUGACAGCACUGUAGAACAACUUUAUGAAACAGCUUGCUUCCUGCAGGUAGAAGAUGUGUUACAACGUUGUCGAGAAUAUUUAAUUAAAAAGAUAAACGCAGAGAACUGUGUGCGAUUGUUGAGUUUUGCUGAUCUGUUCAGUUGUGAGGAAUUAAAACAAAGUGCUAAAAGGAUGGUGGAGCACAAGUUCACUGCUGUGUAUCACCAGGAAGCUUUCAUGCAGCUGUCACAUGACUUACUGAUAGACAUUCUCAGUAGUGACAAUUUGAACGUAGAAAAGGAAGAGACAGUUCGUGAAGCUGCUAUGCUGUGGCUAGAGUACAACACAGAAUCACGAUCCCAGUAUUUGUCUUCAGUUCUUAGCCAAAUCAGAAUUGAUGCACUUUCAGAAGUAACACAGAGAGCUUGGUUUCAAGGUCUGCCACCCAAUGAUAAGUCUGUAGUUGUUCAAGGUCUGUAUAAGUCCAUGCCCAAGUUUUUCAAACCAAGACUUGGAAUGACUAAAGAAGAGAUGAUGAUUUUCAUUGAAGCAUCUUCAGAAAAUCCUUGUAGUCUUUACUCUUCUGUCUGUUACAGCCCCCAAGCAGAAAAAGUUUACAAGCUAUGCAGCCCACCAGCUGAUUUACAUAAGGUUGGGACCGUUGUAACUCCCGAUAAUGACAUCUAUAUAGCAGGUGGUCAAGUUCCUCUGAAAAACACAAAAACAAAUCACAGUAAAACAAGCAAACUUCAGACUGCCUUUAGAACUGUAAAUUGCUUUUACUGGUUUGAUGCACAGCAAAAUACCUGGUUUCCAAAGACCCCGAUGCUUUUUGUCCGCGUAAAGCCAUCUUUGGUUUGCUGUGAAGGCUAUAUCUAUGCAAUUGGAGGAGACAGUGUAGGUGGAGAACUUAACCGGAGGACUGUAGAAAGAUAUGACACUGAGAAAGAUGAAUGGACAAUGGUAAGCCCUUUGCCUUGUGCUUGGCAGUGGAGUGCAGCAGUUGUGGUUCAUGACUGCAUUUAUGUGAUGACACUGAACCUCAUGUAUUGUUAUUUUCCAAGGUCUGAUUCAUGGGUAGAAAUGGCCAUGAGACAGACUAGCAGGUCUUUUGCUUCAGCUGCAGCUUUCGGUGAUAAAAUUUUCUAUAUUGGAGGGUUGCACAUUGCUACCAAUUCUGGCAUAAGACUCCCCUCUGGCACUGUAGAUGGGUCUUCAGUAACUGUGGAAAUCUAUGAUGUGAAUAAAAAUGAGUGGAAAAUGGCAGCCAACAUCCCUGCUAAGAGGUACUCAGAUCCCUGUGUUAGAGCUGUUGUGAUCUCAAAUUCUCUGUGUGUGUUUAUGCGAGAAACCCACUUAAAUGAAAGAGCUAAAUAUGUCACUUACCAGUAUGAUCUGGAACUUGACCGGUGGUCUCUGCGGCAGCAUAUAUCUGAACGUGUACUGUGGGACUUAGGGAGAGAUUUUCGAUGCACUGUGGGGAAACUUUAUCCAUCCUGCCUUGAAGAAUCUCCAUGGAAGCCACCAACUUAUCUUUUUUCACCGGAUGGAACAGAGGAGUUUGAACUGGAUGGAGAAAUGGUUGCACUACCAUCUGUAUAGUCAGGAGUUCAGGGAGUGCACGCCUGAUCUAUUUGCUUUGUCAUUUUCUUUGCUAAAUGAGAGAGGCUAUGAAAGGACUGAAUAUGAGUACAUAAAAAUCUAUCUUUGAUAAAUUUUAUUUUUAUGCCCUACUUAAUAUUUGCAUCAGUAUAAUAUAUAUCGGUGAGUCUUAAGAAAGAUAUGCUUCCAUAAUACGAAAUAGAUUAUCCAAUAAUUGAGAAACUUUUAUGUGUAUCAUGAGAGCAUAAAAAUCUGGAUUAUCUAACAUUGUUAGCCCUGUGUAUGUACAGUUCCAAAAGUUCUCUUAUUAAAGUAGUUUUCCUGUUCCUAGUGUGGUAUAUCGCAAAUUAUGCUGAGGUUAUUUUAUUAUAUGUAUUUCAUUCCUGUGCUUCUGUUCUGAAGUCCUGGAAUAGUUUUUUCGGUGUAGUUAAUUGAGCUGCACUUAACACUAAUGUCCAUGUUGGUAUAGAAAUGUUGUCUAAAUCCUAUAGUUGAGGAAGAUCUUCCAUUUCAUGGUAUUGCACAGGGAAAGUAUGACUGCAGGAUCAGUCUAACUAUUAGGUGCAUGUAUUCUCUCACUAACUUAUACUUGUCUAUCUAGAAUACAGGUCUUCCAAUCAGCUGGUCAUUUACCAGGUGUGGACUUAAGUUGCUGGGCUUGCAAUAUGAAUUGCUAGUCCCUCAUUGUGCGGGUCUGUGUGGAGCUUUAAUCAGUAAAUGCCUCCACUUUCUGUAUUACAUUAACAUUGGCUCAUGCAUAUAACUACCUGCUGCUGUUGUAUUUCUCCAUCUUAAGAUUUAGAGUGGGUUAACCAGGUCAUUACAUCUUAAUUUAAUAACAAACAUUACUGUAGAGUGAUUGUGUAUAGAUAUUCGUUAGCUGUCAGGGUGUGUUUUUUUUUAACCUGUUGUGUGUGGGGGGUAGGAUUAGAAAGGUGAACUGUUCAGGAAUUCUCUGCACUAGUGGUGCAGAAGAGCAGAUAACUAGUGCUGCUCUGGCAUUAAUCCCAGGAACCACUAGCAGUAGCGGGGUGCCGCCAAUCUAACAUGAGCACAGGUGCUUCAUGACAAACAUUACUAGCAUGUUCAACUGCAUAAUGUUCUGGCACUGUAUUUUGAAUGACAUUAAUUUAUUAAAUAAAUUGUAUAUAUUCAA
This is a messenger RNA of Balaenoptera ricei (Rice's whale), 3980 nucleotides long. It is a transcript of the gene KBTBD2, whose product is annotated as kelch repeat and BTB domain containing 2. Gene Ontology annotation, molecular function: protein binding. The transcript is spliced from 4 exons. Bases 953 to 2824 code for a protein of 623 amino acids. Lineage: Eukaryota; Metazoa; Chordata; Mammalia; Artiodactyla; Balaenopteridae. The record is from RefSeq and is a predicted model, not a curated record.